Messenger RNA from Mytilus californianus (California mussel), 3010 nucleotides. RefSeq lists its product as uncharacterized. The transcript has 16 exons. The record is from RefSeq and is a predicted model, not a curated record. Lineage: Eukaryota; Metazoa; Mollusca; Bivalvia; Mytilida; Mytilidae. The coding region runs from base 557 to 3010 and encodes 817 amino acids.
GUCGGAUGGGAAAUAUUCUGCAUAUGCCCAAAUUAAUAUUUAAAUUAGGUUAAGUUGCGACGGCGGUUUUCAUUGGCUGCUAAAAGGAUACAUGGUGCUCUCAAACUCCCAUCAUCCAAUGCUGCAUCCUAUAGCGUCCAUCUUCCACAUUUCUUACCACUGCGAUAAAGAAAAAGCUAUAUUUUGUCGACAUUUUGAUAAUAUAUCUGAAUAGAUAUUGAGAGUCUGUGUAUAUAUAUAUUUCCUCUUUUAUACGGCAUCGUAUUUUUGAGACAAACUAGCAAGAAAACUACGACGAUAGCGUAUUUUUCUGUCUAAAUCUUUUGGUACCAAAACCAAAAUUAUUUCUGAAAAUAGAUUUGUAUAUAUUUGUAAAUAAUUGUUGUACAUAAAACGAGACAUAAAGUAGCCAGCUAAGUUUUUUAUUGACACAGAAUAUAGUCCUUUUGACUGUUACGUCUUAGUGUUUUGUAUUUGCCUGCAGUUGAAGGAAUUUUGUAGUAUUUAAAUUUUUUAACAUAUUUGAUCGAUAUUGUUUCAUACUUAUAUUAUAGAAAUGUUUAACACUAACCUUAAUAAAGUUUUGAGAAGCGUUUUAAUUGCAGGGGAUUCCAACCUGAAGCAGCUUGUACCAAUGUUUGAAUACCCAGUUAGAACACUGUGCAUACCUGGUGCCAAAGUACAGAAUGACCGGAAAGAAUUCUAUUCCCAACUGAUGAGUGCCAUGAAGACAGAAAACCCGGACCAGAUUGUUCUGCAUCUAGGUUCGAAUGAUGUAUUUGGUGAUGUUGAAUCAACUUUGAGAUCUUAUAGAUUCCUGAUAGAGAAUUUGCUGCUGAAAUUUAAAUCGUUGCAAAUAGGUAUUUGUGGCAUACUUCCCCGUGCAGUAAACCACUAUGAGAGUAGUUAUUGGAACAUGUCAGCAUUGCCAAGACUGCAGAGAGAUGUCUUUAAGUUGAAUGCUGGUAUACAGUCUUUAACUUGUGGUUACAGUAGAUGUUUUUUUAUUGAUUAUGCACAGCUCUUUAAACCUGCUGUUCAUCUUGGAAGGGACGGACUUCAUGUAAAUAGAAAUGGAGCUUUUAUUUUGAAGAUGACUAUAGAGAACUAUUUAGCAGAGAGACAAAAGUGUGUUACAUCCGUGACUGCAACCUUAUCUCACGUACAGGUACCUGAUGUAGAAUCUUUGUCACCCAAGAUGACCUAUGCAGAAGUGGUGAGACUACCAGUACCUUCUUCUGAUACAGGAAAGAGACCUUUUGACACGGAUGCUGAACAUCAGAAUUCCUCAAGAACCCCUUCUAAGAGGAAGAGAUUGUCUUCAGCUGGGGCAAGAAGAUCAAAUAAUAAAAGAUCUCACAGAAAACCAAGAGGAACUUAUAAAACAGGAUACAGUUUAAAGAGGAAUGAAAUAGUCCUAGAUGUUACUGAGGAUCUGGCUGUUAUCUUGUCAUCCUCAGUCAUUCAUGGUUUCUAUCAGACUGACACGAAAAAGCAAUCUGUGGAAUCCUUACAAGUGAAGCAAUCAAAGAAAACAGCUGUGACUAAGAAAGAAAAAAAAAGCACUUAUAAUUGUCCUGUUUGUCCAGUAAUAUGCUCCAGAGAAGAUUUUCUGAUAGACCAUGUUAUUUGCUGUCAUGCUAAAAAAGGCAAAACUCACUUAGUCAAAGAUCUUUCUCUUCAGGUACCAAUAACUGAGGAACCUGUAGAGGAGCUUAGGAGUUCCUAUGACGAGAAUGAUAAACACAUAGCAUAUGGUAGUGUAUACAUAGAGGGUUAUGAAGUGGAUUGUAUUAUUCCAUCACAAACAGAGUUUGCAGAGAGUGAUGAAGUGGAGUGUAGUAUUCCAACAACAAUAGAGUUUGCAGAGAGUGAUGAACUGGAGUGUAGUAUUUCAACAAUAGAAUUUGCAGAGAGUGAUGAAGUGGAGUGUAGUAUUCCAACAACAAUAGAUUUUGCAGAGAGUGAGGAAGUGGAGUCUAGUAGUCCCACAAGAAUAGAGUUUGCACUAACAACAGUGAAGGUUUUGGCAAGCAGAUGUUGGAAGAACUUCAAAAGGUUUAUCCUGCAUCUCUGUGGGGAUGUUGAAGAAAAUCCAGGACCUACAAUGGUAGAUCUGAAGUGCAAGUGGGAGCAGUGUACAGAGGACAAGUUCGCUGAUAUUCGUCUAUUAGCCCAGCACGUGAUUUCGCACAUUCAUCCUGGAAUUCUUUGCCAAUGGGAAGAAUGUGUAUAUUGUUGUCCAAAUGAACAAUACAAACUGGAAAUUCAUGUGCUACAACAUAUAUACUUGGAACAGUUUACUUUUCAGUCAAUUGAAGAAUGGGGAAGAGCACUUCCUUCAGGACAGUUUUCAGAGAAUUGUACUGAUCUUCACUUGUGUCCUCCUAAUUUGAAAAUUAAGUUAGGCCUCCCAUUGUUAGAUGAAGAAUUUAGUAUGCCAUCUCAGUACCCGUAUACUGUUAAAGAUCAUCAGCUUUAUGUACUACAAUUACAGACAGAGAAUCCCGAAAAUUAUGAAAGAUUAGUAUCUGCCUUUCAACAAAAGGUUGAAACCAUGAGUGAUACUACAGCGAGUCAAUCUGGAACUGAACCCUCAACUUCUACUAGUGGUAAUACCACAGAGCUGACAAUCCAGGGAAUUGAUCAAUUGGCUGUCUUGAACUCUAACAUGACACGCUCAAGUCAACAGGUUAUUGUCACAAACCGUCCUGAGCUGACAGUUUGUCCAUGUGGCGCAGGAUGGACAAGUAAUCAGCAGCUAAAUGGUGUAACUACAUUUUCCAGAGUACUCACUAUCUAUACAAAAAUAGCACCAGUACAGUGUCAGGUAUAUAGCAGAAGCUGUGCUAAUGAAGAAUCACCAUGUAAAAAAGCCUGGGAUGAAGGAGAUAAAGAAUGUUUACAUGUAGUUACCCGAGAUACUGCAGCUGGAGAUGAAAUUGAUAUGGAGAUCACUCAACCAGAUCCUGCAAAUCCACAACCAGGAACAUAUAACCCAGCUAAGUAA